CUGUUGACAAACUGGCUCUCCCAUACUCUGUGCCCCUAGGACGCUUCCCUAAACGUGAGAACAGGAGGUAUCCUGGGUUAACUAAAAGCUACAACCUUGCCACACUCUGAAGUACUUGCCCAGAUGCAUUUACAUAUAUCAGCCAAUAUUUUUAAAAAUCUGUUCCUAAAGAUAGGUUCCUAAAUACAUAUUCAAUAAUUCAUUGAUGUAAACAUUCAUUAACUCAGCUUUAAGGGUGCCUGGUGGUAUCCUGUGCCUUCUACAAUAUCAAGUUCAGCAAAACUCAAAACUUCUGAAGACAAGGAAAUGCAGAGCGAAGACUAUUUGCUCUUUGGACUCUAGAAGCUUCAGUGCAGCGGUGGGGCCCAGUGAAAAUCAGAAGUACACCUUAAAGCUGUUAAAACAUGGCCUCAAAAAGAGCCUUAGUGAUUCUUGCUAAAGGAGCAGAGGAGAUGGAAACGGUUAUCCCCACUGAUGUUAUGAGAAGGGCUGGAAUCAAGGUGACUAUUGCAGGUUUAACAGGAAAAGAUCCAGUGCAGUGUAGCCGAGAUGUCUUCAUUUGUCCUGAUGCCAGUCUAGAAGAUGCCAGAAAAGAGGGGCCUUAUGAUGUGGUGGUCCUGCCAGGUGGUAACCUAGGAGCUCAAAAUUUGUCAGAGUCUCCUGCUGUGAAAGACAUUUUAGUGGACCAGGAGAACAGAAAAGGCCUAAUUGCUGCUAUUUGUGCAGGUCCCACUGCCCUGAUGGCACAUGGAAUAGGGUUUGGGAGGAAAGUUACAACACACCCUUUGGCCAAAGAUAAAAUGAUGAAAGGAGAACACUACAAGUACUCUGAAAACCGUGUGGAAAAGGAUGGGAACUUUCUCACCAGCCGUGGUCCUGGCACCAGCUUUGAGUUUGGCCUGGCUAUUGUUGAAAUACUGCUGGGGAAGGAAGUGGCUGAUCAAGUGAAGGCUCCUCUUAUAUUGAAAGAUUAGUACAGAUCUCUUGAUGAAGGGAAAGAGGAGGAGAACACAAAUUGAGAUAGAAAGUUUCUUGUUUCUCUUCUUAAGAAUAACCAAAAAGAGAUUUUAUGCAGAACAUAGAUCUGUGAGGUGAACUCGUUUAGCACAACAUUGAUGUGACUAGCAGUCACACUUACAUUAGGAACUGGAAUAAUACACAGGCCAAUGGGUUUUGUUCUUAAAGAAGCUGACUUAAAUGGAUCUGGUAGCUAAUGAAACUUCUGCACUAGAAAGAUCUGUGAAUGUAAACAAUAGUGUUAUCUGUUUAAUAGUUUUUGUUCAUCUGGUUCUGAAGCUUGUUUGCUUGCUUAAAUAAAAAGGAAAGGAAAUCUGUUAAAAAGUGGA
Gopherus flavomarginatus (Mexican gopher tortoise) is the source of this 1346-nucleotide messenger RNA. RefSeq names its product Parkinsonism associated deglycase (gene PARK7). NCBI's taxonomy places the organism in Eukaryota, Metazoa, Chordata, Testudines, Testudinidae. The record is from RefSeq and is a predicted model, not a curated record. The coding region runs from base 405 to 974 and encodes 189 amino acids. The transcript is spliced from 7 exons. Gene Ontology annotation, molecular function: protein deglycase activity. Gene Ontology annotation, cellular component: cytosol; nucleus. Gene Ontology annotation, biological process: guanine deglycation, glyoxal removal; protein deglycation, glyoxal removal.